Messenger RNA from Hippoglossus stenolepis (Pacific halibut), 4855 nucleotides. RefSeq names its product synaptotagmin-like 3 (gene sytl3). Bases 2940 to 4244 code for a protein of 434 amino acids. Gene Ontology annotation, molecular function: neurexin family protein binding; small GTPase binding. The transcript is spliced from 13 exons. Gene Ontology annotation, cellular component: plasma membrane; exocytic vesicle. The record is from RefSeq and is a predicted model, not a curated record. Gene Ontology annotation, biological process: intracellular protein transport; exocytosis. NCBI's taxonomy places the organism in Eukaryota, Metazoa, Chordata, Actinopteri, Pleuronectiformes, Pleuronectidae.
CCCGAGCUCACUUUGUUUCUGUUGCUGCCCUACGGGCUCGAUUCCUCAUUAUUUUCAGGUCGAGCCGGUUGAGAUGGAGCAACAGAGGAAGGUGUUGAGCAAAGGUUUUGUAAUCAAAGAUAGUUUUUUAGUCGUGGUUGAAUGAAAGGAAGAGUUUUUGUUAAAGUGGAAAUCUCCUUUUCUCUUUGCAGUUUAGCAUUGUUUACAUCCUGACUGUGAAUUGAUAUCUGCAUUAAUGUCUCACAUGUUCACAAGUAUAUUUAUUAAGACAAAAACAGAAAUGUUGAUAAAUCAAAUUAUAGUUUAUUGAGUUGAUUUUCAUUUGUUUCAAGAUUACUUUGGUGUUUUGGUUACCAUGGAGAGAAAACCCUAAAGUGAUUGACUUUUGUUUUGGUUGUUUUCCAUUGAAUAUUCUGUAUAAGCAUCAUUUGCAUUGUGCAGGCUGCAGAAUGUCUAUUCACAGUCCGCAUCAUUUAUCACAUUUUGACAAGCAUAUUUAUAAAGAAGAACAUUUUGAUUUAUCUGUACACAGAGAAAAAAAGAAGAUGAGAAAAAGGGAAGAUUCAUAACUUCAAUGUUAGUCCAUUUAUUUAAUGUAAAACACUUGAGUCAUUAUAUUCUUCUGAACCAGUAUAGUGUAUGUAUGGAGAUUGCGUGUGUGGGUUUGGUGUGUGAGUUGUGGUCGAGAGUUUUUAUUUAGAAUUUGCCUGUGGUGAUCAGACUUGGCCUGACUGGCGGAAUGCAGCCAUUCACACGGGUCUUUCCGGGAAACGCUGUCCUGAGUGGGAAACCUGUAAUAGACCCUGUGACCAUCGUUGGUCUUUUGCACGACAUUCAGACGCCGUGUUUGGUCUGUUCGACGGCCCUUUACUGUCACCGCUGCUGCUGUGGGCUGAUGAUGGGCUCGUCUUCUCGGAUGUGAACUCACACAUCAGCUAUUAACCACAGACAAGCCUGAAUCAUUCUGGUCCUUUGCGUAGUACAGGCGAGUGUGAAAUGACUGUGCCUGCAUUGAGGAAAAUGAGCAUCAGCCUCCUGACAAACUGUCGACAGGAUGAUCAUCGCCCCUGAGAUGAUGGAUAAAAAUCACACGCAAUGCGAAUAAAUUCCCCUGACAUCACCACCUUCUUCCUGUUGCAUUUUUCACAUCUCGCCUCAUUUGAUAUUUGCAACUUGAGAGAAUCCCCGUCAGGCAUGUUGCACGUCAGCAGAGGACAGAUAACAGCUGUGGCCCCUCUGGGAGACGCGAGGCCUAAUCUCGCCCGACGCUGAUUGUUUUCUCCAGCCCUCCUGCAGCUCUGGGUAGUAACAGGGACACGUUCUUAUCUACCAACACAGGCUGGUGUUCAGCUGCUCAACAGGCCGGCUCCUCUCCACUCCCUCACGCCUCAUUUGGCUGCCACUGAGGAGGAAAAGGCUUCGUACACAAUUAGGAGGAAAAUGAACCCAUUUAUGAGAUGAAUGAGAACUUAAAGGAGUAGCUUCACGUUUUAGGGAAAUACAUCAAGCCGCCGUCUUAACCUGCGGUGCUUGGAGGCUGGAACCAAUCAGCUCCCUGGAAACAACCCUACACACUCACAGUCAAUCGUCCACUCAGUCAGUCAGUGAGCCAGACACAACUGCAACACAUCACACACACGCACCACAGCAGAGAGAGAGAGAGAGAUCCACAACACAGGCAGAUUAAAGCGUCGUAAAACACUUGAGUCUGAAAUUCACCUUUGAGACAAUGUGAACUGAUGCAACUUCUAUGUUUAGUACAGGAGACUGAAAUGACACCAUGAUGGGAAAAGCCCCACCGAGGCCCUUAGCUUCCUGCUAAAAGCUCCAUAUGACACGUAUGAUGUGUCUGGGAUGGUGGUGGGGUUUUUUAAAUAAUGAUCGUAAAAGAAUAAUCGGAAGAUGCGUCCCUUGAGAUGCAAAUGACACACGAUGAAAAUGUGCUUCCCAUUCUGUCUAAACACAACCUUUACCUCGGAUGUGAAAUCUGUGACCACAAAACACUCCCAAAAAAAAAAAGAUCCGUUAUUGUGCAGAUUCAACAAAUGAGAUCUAACGCGCUGCAGCUUCAUAUUUGCCCGAAAACAGACACGUUCACAUCUGACUCUUGUCAAGAAAGCAAUUGAGCUGAUUUCCCAAAGAUGAUGAACUGUUCCUUUAAAAUAAAUAAUUUAUGUCUGUGUUGCAUUUGCAUUUUUAUUAAAACAAACAAAGAGGAUUUGCUUCCUCGGCUCACAACUUUCCUGGAGUUUUAGCUGUUGGAAUAAGAUUUUUUAAAAUAAAUAAAUAGAUUCAUUUAUAUAGAAGACUCGGAGAGAAAAAAAAAAAGAAAGAAACUAGAACACAGACGCACGUCAGACAUCAAUAAUGCAACGGUUGGCAUUUGUGUUUCGCAGUCCUGUCAUCAGUGAAGCAUCGCUGCUCCUCCUGCAGCUGAGGAGGCAGCAGUGGAGGUUAAAAAAAAGACCCUGUGACACUGAUACAGGAGAUGAAAGAUGAGGACACGUUUUAUUUCUGUCUUUGGUUCAAAUGUCAUCAGCUCCUCUGCCACAGUUACUCCCAUAUUGAUCAGCUAUCUGCGUCAUCGGGUCACAGAUUUGUAAGUGAAUGAGAAAAAGAGAAACGUCUGCUGGGCCAAUGUGAGGCUUCUUCAUCCAGGUGGAAACACUACAACUCUCUGCUCAGGAGGUCCACUUCCUGCUCUGACGUGGACGGAGACUCCCAGGCCAUCACAACCGGGGGAGCACUUUGGAUAACCUGCUUUUUUAUCUUUGACUCUUUCUGCUCCAGCAGCCUGAAGAGGAGGAGGUCUGAGCCUGAGUUCAGUGAAGAGGAGGAAGAGGAGGAGACCGGCAGGAAUAAAAAGAAGAAGCAGAGAGGGAGGACCGACAGUUAGACGACAAGAGAAGCAGAGGCGGACCAGAGGCUGUUGCUCAAAGAUGGAUCUAGAUUUUCUUCACGCCCUGGAGAGAGAGAGAGUCCUGGAAGUCCUGCGGAGAGACAAACAGCUGCGUAUCAUAGAGGAGGACAGAAUCAGGAGAAUGAAAUACGAGCUCCAGGAGCUUCGGAGACGAGGCGCCAAGAGUUUCACGCGGCAGUACGGCGAGCGGACCUGCGCCCGCUGCCAGAGGCCUCUGGGAAAGUUCUGGAACUCGGGCGACGUCUGCCACGGCUGCAGCCACCGCAUCUGCAGCAGGUGUCGUGUGGGUGUGGGAGCGUCGGGCUGGACGUGCACAGUCUGUUACGCCUACAGCGAGGUGAAGAUCAGGUCUGGAGAUUGGUUCCUGGAGGAAAAGUUAAAGAAGUUUCCCGUCGCCGAAGACAAAUAUGAAACAGUCGGGGAGAAGCUGUUGAAGACCUACAAUGUCCUGAGUCAUAUAUCCGUGGUGCCGCCCACUCCUCCACCACAUCUGGAUCAACACUUUCUGAGCAGAUCGGGGAGUUUGAACAACUCAAAACCUUUUACCAAAUCUGUGGAGGAUCUUAUGGUUUCCUUCACGAGUCACAUGAAAAAUAUUUCAACUUCUCAAAACGACGUGCAUGCCGACCGGCUGUUCGUCGGCAACGGCCGCAAAGCGUCGUGCUUCACCUUCAGCACCCAGAAGAGCAUGUCCGACACCGAAAUCAACAAAUCCUCUCUCCUGUUUAAAGUCCCAAGUCUCCCAAACCUGUUCAAGAAAAGCAAAGACAGCGACCAGGAGGGGUCGUCCACCGGAGCAGAGGAAGAAACCUCCUUCGGCUCUGAGUUCUCUGGAAGAAAGAGAGGCAGCAGCAGCAGCGUUGGCACAGACUCCGGCCUCUUCGAGAGCGUCAGCGUGUCCGGAGAGCUAGAGCUGUCUGUGACCUACAACUCCGACGCCUCCUGUCUGGAGAUCACGGUUUGCGCCUGCAGAAAUCUCUCAUAUGGAAACACGAGGAAGAAGAGAUGUCACCCAUACGUCAAAGUCUACGUGCUGCCGGAAAAGAGCGGCAAACUGAAGACGACGAUGAAGAAGAACACAACUGAUCCUGUUUUUAACGAGGUUUUAAAGUAUCAGAUAGAGCGCCACCUGCUGUUUGGAAAGAGACUGCAGGCCUCCGUGUGGCAUUCAGGAACCCUGAGAAGGAAGGUGUUUCUGGGUGAAGUCCUCGUUCCACUGGACGGCCUGACGUGCGAGGACAAAUCCUCCCAGAGCUUCAACUGGUACCCGCUGUGUCCCAAGACUGAGAGACCAGAUGGUGGCGCUAUGGAGCAGGACGGAUGAGAACUGCUGGUCAGAGUCAUGUUCACCUCCAACAAGGGCAGAGAUCUCGUCCGGAUGACGCCCGUUUGCGAAGGUGAGACCAGGCCUCUCACCAACUGCUUGCUGGCAGUCUCCCGGGUGUCUCUCUCUCUCUCUCUCUCUCUCUCUCUCUCUCUUGCUCUCUGAACCUGGACCUGUGGGACCAAGGCCCCCCCUGCCUCUGAGGGACCCCUGGCAGGGGCCCCGAAGAGACCCUGGUACAACAAGAGAUUUCCAUCUCCUCAUCCUAAAUAGCUAAUCCUCUGAUAUCUCAUCUAUCUCACAUUUAUAAGCAGCAUAUCUAAUUAAUGUAUGUUAAUAACUCACUAUAAACCAUUUGUAAGCAGAUAUAAGGAUGUUUUAAGUGAUUAGCAUUUGUAAAAGUUCAUGAAUAAUACAAUAUGAAAUAAGAAAAAUCCUGUAUUUGUAAUUUUUAGGAAGAUGAAAUGUGAUGUAUUUAUUUAAAUCAUUUUUUAAUGUUAUUUUUCAACUAUGCUCAUAUUUAUUGAUGAAGUAUUUAUUUAUAGUUUCUCUCUCUCAAUGAUAAUAAAGGCAAUAAUAAAUAAAUAAUAAUAAAGCUCUGCAAGAAAUAG